Messenger RNA from Silurus meridionalis, 2863 nucleotides. RefSeq names its product UDP-glucuronosyltransferase-like. Gene Ontology annotation, molecular function: UDP-glycosyltransferase activity. NCBI's taxonomy places the organism in Eukaryota, Metazoa, Chordata, Actinopteri, Siluriformes, Siluridae. The record is from RefSeq and is a predicted model, not a curated record.
AUAUUUCCUGUUGUUCCUGAGAAAAAGCUCAGUAGCAAUGCGAAGAGCUUGAGUUCUUUUUCUUCUUACAUUCCUGUUCCUUGUUUUACAUUCUUCUACACUUUUUUCUCUCAAACCCAUUUCCUCUAGAUUCCAUUUGAAACCUCUGAAGUGCACUAUGGUAAAAAUGCCUGCUCUGCUUGCAGCUCUCUGGCUGCAUCUGUAUCUCUGCAGCUUUUCAGGACCAGUGGAAGGAGAGGUUCUGGUGAUGCCCGUGGAUGGCAGCCACUGGCUCAGUAUGAAGAUCCUGGUGGAAGAGUUGUCUCUGAGAGGACACGAAAUGGUGGUUCUGGUUCCAGAGACCAGUGUGUUGAUCAAGGGUUCUGAUCAGUACACGGCUCAGAGCUUUAAGGUUCCGUACACCAAUGAAGAGCUGCAUGGGAGCAUGAAAGACCUGCAGAGGAGAAUUACGAAAGCACCGGAGUUCUCGGACUUGUUGGAGAACAUCGGCAGUCUGCUCAGCUUUUUGAACAUGCAGGUGAAAGGAUGCGAGGCUCUGCUGUAUAACGAGGCUCUGAUGCAGAACCUGCGUGAGAAACAGUUCGACCUCAUGCUCACCGAUCCCUUCUUACCAUGUGGCCCCAUCAUCGCUGAGGCUUUCUCGCUUCCUGUCGUUUACUUCUUGCGUGGACUUCCCUGCAGACUGGACCUUCAAGCCUCUCAGUGCCCGUCGCCUCCAUCCUAUGUCCCGCGUUAUUUCGCAGACAACACCGACGUCAUGACGUUCCAUCAGAGAGUCAAGAACGUGAUAAUGACGGGAAUUGAUUCGAUCCUCUGCAAAAUCAUCUUCAGAAGCUUUGACGAACUCACCAGCAGAUAUCUCCAGAAGGAUAUUUCAUUCAGAGAUGUUCUCGGACAUGCUGCCAUUUGGCUUAACCGCUACGAUUUUACCUUUGAGUACCCGAGACCUGUGAUGCCCAAUAUGGUGAGAAUUGGAGGCAUCAACUGUGCCAAGAGGAAUCCUCUGCCUGCGGACCUGGAGGAGUUUGUGGAAGGUUCUGGAGAUCACGGCUUCAUCGUGUUCACUCUGGGAUCCUUUGUGUCUGAGCUUCCGGAGUACAAAGCACUAGAGUUUAUCAAGGUUUUCAGGCAGAUUCCUCAGAGGGUCCUGUGGCGAUACACCGGUGUCCUUCCCAAAGACAUUCCUGAAAAUGUCAAAGUGUCCAAGUGGCUUCCGCAAAACGACCUGCUAGCUCACCCCAAGGCCAAAGUGUUCAUCACACACGGAGGAACCCACGGGAUCUACGAGGGAAUCUGUAAUGCCGUUCCCAUGGUGAUGAUCCCUCUGUUCGGAGAUCAGCGAGACAACGUUCUCCGCAUGGUGGUGCGCGGAGUCGCUGAGAGUCUCACCAUGUAUGAUCUGACCUCGGAGCACCUGCUGGGGGCGCUCAAGAAAAUCCUCAACGACAAGAGCUACAAGCAGAAGAUCACGGAGCUGUCUGCAAUCCAUAAAGACCGUCCGAUCGAACCUCUGGACUUGGCCGUGUUCUGGACCGAGUUUGUGAUGAGACACGGAGGAGCCGAGCACCUGAGACCGGCCGCUCAUCAUCUCAACUGGGUUCAGUACCACAGUCUGGAUGUCUUUGGCUUCCUCCUGCUUGUAAUGGUCACUGUUGUGUUUAUUACCGUCAAAUCCUGCACGUUCUGUUGCAGGAGGUGCUUCAAGAACUCCGAAGACCAAAAAGGAGUGAAGGAUCUAGAAGUGAAUGAAUUCACUGAUAACACAGUUAUCAUCACCAUGUCCAUUGUAAUAUUUCCAACAUUUGUGCUUUCACCCAUGGAAACAUUCAUUUACGGUUUCUCUCUGCCUUGUAUUUCAGCCGAUUCCCAGAAAUGGAAAGGACACAGAAUGUGAAAUAUGCGUUCAUUUUUUCCAGGUUAACGUUAACCUGUGCAUUAAUGAGCCAUCAUCAAACUGAUUAUCACAAUUAAAUCGUACUUCUUUUCUUGAAGAUCCACCCUACAGCUCAUUAUACACACCACCUGACUCUAUCACAUGCUACCAACCAACAGGAUCUGAUAAUCAGACUUGUUUCUUAUAAUAAUGAUUAAAAUAUAGAUGUUCAAUUUCUUUAGCUAAUGUCUGCAAUGCAAACGUUUCUUUUCAGCAAAUAAGCAACCUUGAAUAUGCUACAAGUAAAAAAAUAUAUAAUAAUUUACAUUUAAAAAAGUGUUAGAUAAAUUGCUAAUGGGUUGACAGAGGCAGAUGUAGAGGACAGAGGGAGUAUGGAGACAGAUGAUCCGUUGUGGCGCCCCCUAAUGGGAGAAGCCGAAAGAAGAAAAAAAGGAGGCGUUAUGAUAAAUUACUAACAUCUCUCCACUUCAUACAUUCGUCAACUUUCUAAUUUUCGCUUUGUUCGAAUAGGUCGACAUAUUGGAUUGGAGGAUUAUCACACAAUGAAUUCAUGAUGCUGUUCUACCUCUUUAAUGUCGCUACCUCCAGCUGGGCAUCACAUGCUACACUAGAUUCAGGCAAAUGAACCGGGACAAAAAAGAAAAGUAGAUGUAUGUGACCAUGGGUGCAUGUCGUUUCAAAGUGUUGGCUAUUUUAGUUGUCUAUGGUCAUGUCCACUCAUAUGUUUUUGUUUGAAUAUGCAUAUUUUUCUCUCGUUUUGGCCUUCCAUCCACACUGAGAUGGCAUUUUCAGUCAACAAAAAUGGAGCUUUUUAAAAAUUCUUUCCAAAGCAGAUCAAUUUAAAAACGAAAUUUUUCCAUUGCAGGACUGUGAAAAUGGAGGCUUUCGGAAACAAUGACACAUUUUUACUUAUUGCUGUGAUGUUUUAAAGAACCAGAAAGUAAAAAAAAGGCUUGAUUGAAAAUGAAA